Messenger RNA from Erpetoichthys calabaricus (reedfish), 3206 nucleotides. It is a transcript of the gene entpd4, whose product is annotated as ectonucleoside triphosphate diphosphohydrolase 4. Gene Ontology annotation, cellular component: membrane. The transcript is spliced from 13 exons. The record is from RefSeq and is a predicted model, not a curated record. Gene Ontology annotation, molecular function: nucleoside diphosphate phosphatase activity. Lineage: Eukaryota; Metazoa; Chordata; Cladistia; Polypteriformes; Polypteridae. Bases 446 to 2296 code for a protein of 616 amino acids. Gene Ontology annotation, biological process: nucleoside diphosphate catabolic process.
UUCUUAAUGCGACAGAGCCAACAUGGCACCAGUUUCCUUGACAGUAAGAAACGGCAACCGGCACAUUCAUUCUAUUGGUAAUUAGAGGUACUGACUGAGUCGUAAUAUCGUGCGUGUCAAGAUAGGUUGCACAGGAGGAAACUUGACAUUUUGAAGCACCUGAGACUGUGCAGGCCGUAUAGAAGAAGCUGUGACACAUCAGCAUCGGACUUUGCGACAUGUAGAGUUUUUUCAGUGGUUAUGUUAGACGUCUUUAAAGGCGUGUGGGAGGAAGAAGUAUCUAUAAUAUUGGAGAGAAAUGAAUUAUGCAGCGCUACAGAAAAAAAAAUGGUCUUGAGAAAGACUUUCUUUUAGUUGAAUCUCUUGGUUAACAGUGCACACCAGAUAGGAUGCUCAUUUUGGUAGAAAUUGUAUUCAUCGUUUUUUGCCUUGAAGAGACGCAACCAUGGGCAGAAUAAACUUUUCCUGUCUGUUACCAGCGUCUUGGCACUUCAGUUUGGCUCCUGUUGGAGUGCCCAGAAUUGUGGGACUGGCUUUGCGCCAACUGUUGCUGCUUGGCAUCUGUUUGGGGAUGAUUUUGCUCCUGUACUUCAUUCUUGUGAUGACCCGGAGCAAACAUAGUUGGUUAUUUAAGGAUAAGCAGUUUCAGAGGUAUUUGGCACGAGUCACAGACAUGGAAGCUACAGAUACCAGUAAUCCUAAUCUGAACUAUGGUAUUGUAGUGGACUGUGGAAGUAGUGGAUCAAGAAUCUUUGUGUAUUGCUGGCCAAGACACAAUGGAAAUCCACAUGAUUUGCUAGACAUCAAACAAAUGAGAGACAAAAACAGGAAACCCGUGGUGAUGAAAAUAAAGCCAGGAAUUUCUGAUCUUGCCACCACUCCGGAGAAAGCCAGCGAUUAUAUCUACCCUUUGUUGAGUUUUGCAGAAAACCACAUUCCCAAAGGGAAACACAAGGAGACACCUUUAUAUAUAUUGUGUACAGCUGGUAUGAGGAUCCUGCCUGAAAGUCAGCAGGAAGCUCUCCUUGAGGAUCUCCGUACAGACAUCCCUGUUCAUUUUGACUUUCUUUUUUCUGACUCUCAUGUUGAAGUUAUAUCAGGCAAACAAGAAGGCGUUUAUGCUUGGAUAGGCAUCAACUUUGUGCUUGGAAGGUUUGAUCACAUUGAAGAGGAUGAUGAUGCAAUUGUGGAAGUUCAUAUUCCCGGCAGUGAAAAUCAAGAAGCACUGAUCAGGAAGCGCACUGCUGGUAUCCUGGACAUGGGUGGCGUGUCUACACAGAUUGCUUAUGAAGUCCCCAAAACCGUAAGCUUUGCCUCUUUGCAGCAGGAAGAAGUCGCCAAGAAUUUAUUAGCAGAGUUUAACCUUGGCUGUGAUGCCCAUCAGACUGAGCAUGUUUAUCGAGUCUAUGUGACAACUUUCCUGGGUUUUGGGGGUAAUGCUGCCAGGCAGAGAUAUGAAGAGAGUCUGUUUAACAAAGCAGCAGUUGAAAAUGGGUUGCUUGGUAAACAUAUUGGUGAAACAUCUGAAUCUCCAUAUUUGGAUCCCUGCCUUCCUCUGGAUAUUGAGGAUGAAAUUCAGAAUGGUGGAAAGUCACUUUAUCUCCGUGGGACAGGUGACUUUGAUCUUUGCAGGGUUGUUAUCCAGCCCUUCAUGAACAAGACUAAUGAAACGCAUUCAUCUCUCAAUGGAGUGUAUCAGCCACUCAUUGAGUACACAAACAGUGAAUUUUAUGGAUUUUCUGAAUUUUACUACUGCACAGAAGAUGUUCUUCGUAUGGGAGGUGACUAUGAUGCUACUAAAUAUUCUAAUGCUGCUAAGAGCUACUGUGCCACCAAGUGGACAACACUUAAAGAGCGAUUUGAUCGAGGACUUUAUGCGUCUCAUGCAGAUCUUCAUAGGCUCAAGUACCAGUGCUUUAAAUCUGCUUGGAUGUAUGAAGUUUUUCAUGUGGGAUUCUCCUUCCCAGAAAAUUAUAAAGGUCUCAAAACUGCCCAACUGGUUUAUGACAAAGAGGUUCAAUGGACUCUUGGUGCUAUUCUGUACAGGACACGUUUUCUGCCUUUAAGGGACAUCCAACAAGAGAACUUCAAAGGAUCUCAUUCACACUGGAGAGGAUUCUCUUUUGUUUACAACCACUAUUUGUUUCUAGUGUGUUUCCUUGUUGUUUUGCUGUCUAUCCUUUUAUAUCUGCUGCGUUUACGUCGUAUCCAUCGAAGAAUGCAACGUAACUUGUCAUCUUCUGCCCUCUGGAUGGAGGAGGGAGUAGCCACUGGGAUAGGUACUGGAACCAUAUAAUUACCAGUGGAUGGGUAACAUUCAUGGACUGUAUAUUUAAAAAAAAAAAAAUCUUCUAGCCAUUAAACCCAUGGAAGAAGAGCCAUGUUGAUUAACUUUUAUUCACAGAAUUGAAGGAGGAGCUAAGGCUAAUGAGACAGUGAAUAUUCUAUAGCUUUUAAAAGCUUUGUACAAUCUUUAGCAGACAUACUUUGCUGUAUUUGUGUGAAUUUGCACCACAGUCAUAAUCUUUAAAUGUCUGAACUGGAAUGGUCUCAGUACUGUAUGGCAGGUUAUUUUUUUUAUUUCUGCCUGGAAAUGUUUAGCUUUUUUAAAAACUCAUGUGGAAUAACUUAUUUUUAGUCCUAAAGUGUUUGAGGGGAAAAAAAUAUUUCAUGAAGUAUAUGCAUCUUUAUUGUGAAUUUUGGAGGAUCUUCCACUGUGUAAAUCUUAAGUAUUGUUUGUCUUCAACUGUUAGAUGUUUUUGCACACCAUUAAUGACCAGCAGUCAUGCAUCAAAAAUUUGACUUGCUGUCCUAACUUCCAAAUGAAGCAAUACAUGUUCAGUAUCAUAACCUUAUUAAAUCUGUACAUUUCAUUAAUUGCAAACUGUUAAUUUAAAAAUUGUCAUACGCUUUCUUUUUUUUCUACUUGAGUCAAACAGCAGUUAGUGAGCAGCUCUUGUCUAUAUUUAAUAUUUUUUAAAGUAAGUUAUCACUCUUAAUUCUUUUUGUUACCCAUUCCUUUUUAAAGUUUUGUCUUUUAUUCCAAAAUUUUAGAAUUUUCAUUCCACAUAUUUGAAAUAGCUCAUUUCUGUCAUUAUGGAAUAUGCUUUGUUAAAUUUUGAUGGUAUAUGUUUCCUUUUAUGAGUACAUCCCCUCAUUUCUGUGAUCUUUCUUACUGAAAAUGGUUAAGUUUUUUGUCAGUGUGU